AAGAACCCCCGUGAAACCCCAGAUGCGAGAUGCUCCACGCCCUGAGCAGCUGGAGGAGCAACUGUGCGUGUGCUGCGGAGGGCCGCCGAAUCAUGUCGAUGAGCCCAAAGCAUACGACUCCUUUCUCAGUGUCUGACAUCUUGAGUCCUUUGGAGGAAAGCUACAAGAAAGUGGGCAUGGAGGGCAGUAACUUGGGGGCUCCCUUGUCAGCCUACAGACAGUCUCAGGUUUCUCAGCCGGCCAUGCAGCAGCACCCCAUGGGCCACAACGGAACAGUGACUGCCGCCUACCAUAUGACAGCUGCAGGGGUCCCCCAGCUCUCCCAUGCUACGAUGGGGGGCUACUGCAAUGGGAACCUGGGCAACAUGAGCGAGCUCCCGCCUUAUCAGGACACCAUGCGGAACAGCGCUUCGGCGACAGGAUGGUACGGCACCAACCCGGACCCCCGCUUCUCCUCAAUCUCCCGCUUCAUGGCGCCGUCCUCGGGCAUGAACAUGGGCGGCAUGGGCAGCCUCGGCUCCCUGGGAGACGUGAGCAAGAGCAUGGCCCCGCUCCAGAGCACGCCGCGAAGGAAACGGAGGGUCCUUUUUUCCCAGGCCCAGGUUUACGAGCUGGAAAGACGUUUCAAGCAGCAAAAAUACCUCUCCGCCCCGGAGAGGGAACAUUUAGCCAGCAUGAUACAUCUCACCCCGACUCAGGUCAAAAUCUGGUUCCAGAACCACCGCUACAAGAUGAAACGCCAGGCCAAAGACAAGGCUGCGCAGCAGCAGAUGCAACAGGAGAACGGCUCUUGCCAGCAGCAGCAGUCUCCCAGAAGGGUGGCGGUGCCAGUGCUUGUAAAGGAUGGGAAACCCUGCCAAGCAGGCUCCAACACACCCACAGCAGCCAUCCAGAGCCAUCAGCAGCAGGCAGCUACAACGAUCACAGUGGCUACCAAUGGCAACAGCCUCGGACAGCAUCAGAGCCACCAGACAAACAGUGCGGGGCAGUCUCCAGACAUGGGACAGCACUCGGCCAGCCCUUCUCUGCAGAGCCAAGUCUCCAGCUUGUCUCACCUAAACUCUUCUACUUCUGACUAUGGCACUGCCAUGUCUUGCUCCACCUUGCUAUACGGUAGGACCUGGUGAAGGAUUAAACAAAGAAAAAGGAAAAAAAAAAAAAAAAAAAAGAAAAAAAAAAGCAGAUUUUCCCAGUCACACAAAUCUCUGUCCUUUCCAAACUACUGGGAGUUUUUAUUUUCUUUUUUUUCUUUCUUUUUU
Molecule: messenger RNA, 1259 nt
Organism: Calypte anna (Anna's hummingbird)
Lineage: Eukaryota; Metazoa; Chordata; Aves; Apodiformes; Trochilidae
Gene: NKX2-1
Product: NK2 homeobox 1
Exons: 3
Coding region: 30-1127 (365 amino acids)
Biological process (GO): regulation of transcription by RNA polymerase II; cell differentiation
Cellular component (GO): nucleus
Molecular function (GO): DNA-binding transcription factor activity, RNA polymerase II-specific; RNA polymerase II cis-regulatory region sequence-specific DNA binding
Source: RefSeq, a predicted model, not a curated record